Messenger RNA from Talaromyces stipitatus ATCC 10500, 1170 nucleotides. Its product is annotated as mitochondrial carrier protein (Ymc1), putative. The coding region runs from base 77 to 1000 and encodes 307 amino acids. Lineage: Eukaryota; Fungi; Ascomycota; Eurotiomycetes; Eurotiales; Trichocomaceae. The transcript has 5 exons. Gene Ontology annotation, molecular function: L-ornithine transmembrane transporter activity. The record is from RefSeq and is a predicted model, not a curated record. Gene Ontology annotation, biological process: mitochondrial L-ornithine transmembrane transport.
GCACAAUUCGACGUAAAAAUUCGUUCGGCGUGAGAGAGUCUUCCCUUGGCGCACUCGGUUCAAGCAUUUCGACGCCAUGGCCUUGGAAGAAUUCGACAAGGUUGAGCAGGAGCUCAGCCAGGGUUGGGUACGGACAGCGAAGGACUUGUUCGCUGGGGCUUCAGGCGGUAUAACACAGGUGUUACUGGGUCAACCUUUCGAUAUUGUCAAGGUGCGACUACAGACAACCUCUCAAUAUUCUAGCGCCCUAGACUGCGCAAAGCAGAUUUUCAAGAAUGAAGGUCCUCUAGCUUUUUACAAGGGUACUUUGACGCCUUUGAUUGGAAUCGGAGCUUGUGUGAGCGUGCAAUUUGGUGCUUUCCAUCAAGCAAGAAGAUACUUUGAAGAGGAGAACUUGAAAAAGUCUCCUCUCAGCCCCGGUCUUUCGUAUACACAAUACUACUUGGCGGGUGCCUUUGCUGGUGUCACUAACUCAGUUAUUUCUGGCCCUAUUGAGCAUGUCCGUAUCCGACUACAGGCCCAACCUCACGGUGCUGGACGGCUAUAUAACGGUCCCAUGGACUGCGUGCGCAAACUCUCUGCGCACAACGGUGUCCUGCGUGGUCUCUACCGCGGCGAAGUCGUGACCAUUCUCCGUGAAGCGCAAGCCUAUGGAAUGUGGUUCUUGGCCUUUGAGUAUCUUAUGAACCAAGACGCCAAACGCAAUAACAUUAAACGAGAGGAUAUCUCUAGUCUCAAAGUUGCCACAUACGGUGGUCUUGCCGGUGAAGCACUGUGGAUAUUCAGCUAUCCCUUUGACGUCGUCAAGAGUAAGAUGCAGACUGAUGGUUUUGGUACUGAGCAAAAGUACAAGAGUAUGACGGAUUGUUUCAAGAAGACGUUGGCAGCUGAAGGGUAUGCGGGUUUCUGGAAGGGUCUUGGGCCUACUUUACUCAGGGCCAUGCCUGUUUCUGCUGGUACAUUUGCUACCGUCGAAUUGGUUAUGAGGGCUAUGGGUUAGAAUAUGACUAUGCAAUGAACUUAAAAGACAUAUAGAACGCCGCUUGAUUCACGCAGUAACUUACCAAUAAUUCCUCUCAAGCAGAGUUUCUGAGUCCAUGGAUUGGAAUAGUCCUUUAGUAUGCCAGCCAAAUGUUUCAACCAUCAUCUGAUACAGGAACCUUGGAACUC